Molecule: messenger RNA, 13787 nt
Organism: Gadus chalcogrammus (walleye pollock)
Lineage: Eukaryota; Metazoa; Chordata; Actinopteri; Gadiformes; Gadidae
Gene: cfap36
Product: cilia and flagella associated protein 36
Exons: 3
Coding region: 4973-7006 (677 amino acids)
Cellular component (GO): axoneme; ciliary base
Molecular function (GO): DNA binding; protein dimerization activity
Source: RefSeq, a predicted model, not a curated record
CAACCACAUGCAGGAGAUUGGCAUAAAUGAGCAGCAGUUUGUCGAAGCCUACACCUCUCCCUUCGCCAAGUCAAAAACUUUGCAGGUACACUUUGUGCGUGUGUGUGACUGCCUGCCUGCAAAUGUUAACAUGCUGGGUAUAUACAUUUAGAAUUAUAAUUUUUUUUGGACCUCACUCUGAUGAAUGUAUGUGACUGUCAGACUCAUUCAGUGUGUGUGGAAUCCUAAAUUUUGGAGCAUCUCCGCACCGAGUCACAGAGAAAGUGUUUUACCGUCAGCCAUCUAGGAUCAGUCCCUCUGAGCCUCAUAUGGUGCGAUGUCACGGCUUUUUGAUUCACCUGUUCUUCUCUCCCCUCAUAGAGAGAGAGAGAGAGAGGGAGAGGGAGAGGGAGAGAGGGGCUUAGGGUGGAUCAGCUGACCCAGUUAUAGCAGGCCGCUCAGGCGCUUUGUGUGCUAAGUGUGGAGGAACGCGCUGUCGUAAGUCAACACAGAACUAGAGCUGCUCUAUGCUUUGAGGAGAAUCUGACCCCAUUGUAUGGAGGCCUUCACUGAUUGGUUCUCUUGAGGAGAACCUAACCAUUAUGUUGAGUCGAUAAAUAUCCCAUUUUCUACAGGCUGCAUGAAAUUCCCAUGAAUUUAUUAUAGGAUAUUUUAUAACCUACAAGGGUAUGCUUAUGGUAAGAUCAUCCAAAUUCAAUGUAAAAGGUCUUAACAGGUUGAUGUUGAACAGCCUUGUACAUCCCUGGGCCCUCAGUAAGGCAACAAUCAGCAACUUCGCCAAUAUACAGGUAUGGAAGUAAAUCUGUGCCAUCGGAUUUUGAAAAUAAAAAGCCAUGGAAUUCUAAGCACUGAAUAUUUAUGCAUACAAAUAACAUAUCGGGAUUUUUUCCCUCUGAAUUUAACUCAAUAAAUCAUUUUCAGUUUUGAAAAAUUAAAAACAAAUAUUCAACGUUAAAAUUAGGGCUGCAACAACGAAUCGAUAAAAACGAUAAAAAUCGAUUACUAAAUGCGUUGGCAACGAAUUUGGUCGUCGAUUCGUUCGCGCGAUUAAUAAGUUACUCAUAGGCGCAGCACUGUUUACAGCCAGCCGCCGACAGCGAGCUUUAGGGUGCACUCACACUAGGCCAUCUGGCCGUGGCCGUGGCCGUUUUCCCACCUAACCGUGCUCAAAUCUGCCAGUGUGAGUGUGGCCAGUCUGGCCAGGCCAGGCCAGGCCAAUUUGGCCACUUGGGAGAGGUGUGCUGCUACGGUACGGGCCGCUACGGUACAGAUGCUAAUGAGCCGACACGCGCACACGCACGGCUACGCAAGCUGAGCUGGAUGACGUAUAGUCCAUGCGACGACCACGGACAUAAUAAAGGCGACGAGCCUUCAUUCCCAUUAAACGGUAAACAUCGCGUCAAGCGGUUCAACUGUUGGUGUGUUCUCUGUGUUGUUGUCCAUUGUUGUUAAAACUCUGACUGGCGGCAGACUUUAUUAUGGUACAUGCAGCGGACGCUUGGUGACGUGUUAUGACAUGAUGACGUAUGUACAAGAGCCUACCGUGGCCAUGCCACAGUUGCGACGGCCAACGGCCACAGCCAGAUUGCCUAGUGAAAGCCAGUGAUUUUCAACCUUUUUUGAGCCGCGGCACACAUUUUACGUUUACAAAAUCCUGGGGCACACCACCAACCAAAAUGACACUCUAACACAGUACAUAUAAUGCAUAUUGUAGUGGCGAUUUGUCCUCAAUAAAACAAUAACUUGAAAAUUAAGAAAUCAAACAAAGCAACGUAAUCAAAAUAGCAACUGAGGCACCAGGGGCCGGUUGCACCAACUGGGCGUAAGCCUGGUCUUAACUACGCCUGGUCGUAACUUGGCGUUCUAAGUCCAACCUAACCGUUACGCCGGUUGCACCAACUGGGCUUAGCGUUCUUUUCACUAAGACCAGGCGUAAAUCCUACGCCUGGUCAGGGGCAGGCGUAGAGUUGAAAUUCCAGGCUGUUUCUAUAGCAAUUACAUCCAAUCCAAUGAAGCACUACCACCAUCCUUUAGGGCUGUGACUCCGAACUUCGUUAUUCGAAUAUAAUUCGACUAUCAAAAAAUAAUUCAAAAUUUGAACGAAUAUUAGGCAGCCCUUAAUAUUCGAACCUGUUAUGGGCAGGCCAAGAGGGAGAGACGUCGUAGAACCCGACGCAGUCUAUUCAUAAUAUUGUAAUGACCACGGAAGAGGCAGUGAAUGAAGUAUUGAUUAGAUAGCGAUUUAUUAGAAACCUAAUAAACCGUUGGUACCGUUGCAAGACCGGUAACUAGUGGUGCAACGGUUCACAGGUUUCCCGUGAUCCGUACGGAUCAACCCUCACGGUUCGGGACGCAAGUGAUCCGCGGAUCGGCUGAUAAAAAAAAAAGUUGUGCGUUCACGUGAUCAGCGCCUGUUUAAAGUAUCGUAGCGAAAUACAGUUUCUGUUGUGUUUUAUUUGGCGUUCCGUAAAUCCCGUGGAAACGGAAACCGGAACCGGACAUGUUUAUGUUUGGUUGUAGUCUUUUCGCUCGGUUCUCCGUAUCAACAGUAGGGCUAGAACCGAGCGAAAAGACUACAACCAACCUCCCUUGCAAUGAGCAAUGUGUCUUCCAACCGAAAUCAAUGGAUUUACAAAAUGCCAAAUAAAACGACAGAAACUGUAUUUCGCUAUACCAUACUUGAUGAAAAAAAAGAUGAGGAAGUCUGCAUUGCCAUGGGAGAGUGUAGACUCUAAACUCUCCCCAGGCAAUGCAGUCAUCCUGAAUUGUAAAUCCAGGGUUAGGGAUUACUUACUAUCCAUGUUAAAAGGAGAAGGAAUAAUGCCUCAGAUUGCAUUUUUUUGUAAACAUUGACUAUGCUUAAAGGAAGCAGGAUUAUUACCUAAUCUUUCACUUGAUUUAGUUUUUACACAUUUGAAGAUUUUAUUUAAAGUCACAUUUGUCUUGUUAUCUUUAUUGUUGUUGUUGAUCCGAAAAUGAUCCGACCCGUGACUCAAAAACCGUGAAAAAAAAAACUGUUUUGUGAUCCGUUGCACCCCUACCGGUAACCAUUGCAACGCCGGUAAACAACCCCGGAAAGCCCACUCCAGGUCUUACUGAAGGCAUUUAUUUAAUGGUCAAAAUAUUAUUAAUAAAUAUUUGAAUAUUAAUAUUAAUAAACAAACGAACUUCGAAUAUGAUUUUUGGGCAUAAGUCAAAGCCCUACCAUCCUUGCAACUGCUCAGUACGCUUCGCUAAACUGCAUUUCAAAGCACAGCCGGCGAUAUGAUCAUUGUUCACAGAUCGACUGCCUGUCGGGAAGAUAUCGCUGGCCGAUUAGUCCAUUCUCAACUUAUAAUCAGUUGCGAAUGUUGUUUUAACUAUGUUUAUAUGUUUUAUAUAGGCCGACACAUUAAACAAAUCUCUCCUACAGUCUCAAAACAACUCAAUUUAGCUCCUUGUCAUUUGAUGAUGUUCAAUGCAUUGCUUCUGUCAAAAAGAACCAUUCCCGUCUAAAUGCCUGCUCGUCGUAAACCAGACAUUACAAAUACAUAUUUUAAUUAUAUUAAUUUGCAGUGUUUUAUUGUUAGGCAUUAACACAAUUGAUGAAUGACAAUGAGUGAACGAAUGAAUUAUUUAUUUCGGUGUCCAACAGCAUGUCAAGUAAAAUAGUUAACAGCUGUUGUCACGAGGUAUCCUAGCAACGCGGUGAUAUGCGCAUUCCAUGGAGCAAUCACAUGGCCGUGCAUGGCUAAGACCGGGCGUAGUUAAGACCAGGCGUAAGUCCCGUUGGUGCAACCGGCGUUAGUUCCAUUCUAACGCCAGGUCUUAGCAGUUAUGACCAGGCUUAGUUACGCCCAGUUGGUGCAACCGGCCCCAGGGGGGACGAAUCUUACGCAGUGCAGGGGAAAGGGUCAAUUUAGAUUUCUGCAGGUUUAUUUUCCGAUCGAAAAAUGGGAAAAAAGGCGCAGCUUAUAGUCCGAAAAUUACGGUACAUUAUCUGCGACACUUUAUUACGGCACAGACACCCGACAAUGGUUAAUUAGGUGCUAUUAUACACUGGUGUAAGCUAAUGAUGUAUGAGUAAUUAUUCCUCGAGCAAGGUAGUGAAGCAUUUCAGUCAUCAUUCACGCUGGCACAGAGUGAAAACGCGUUUGCAUUUCCUGUACCAAGUAGUGCUUUUUGUCGUAGUGCCUCUCGGCAGUUCAUAGACCGGAAGAACAUGGAAGCCUCCAUGAAGCUUACCCGUCCUAUGUAACUACAUAUUAAUUAUUCUUCGCUCUGGAGGAUAAGUGAGAUUUUUUACACCAAUGAGGCGUUAUUUAUGAAUGAGUACGUUGAUUUGAGGUAAUAAAUUACUGUGUAAAAUAUUACACAGUGUCCCUUUAAAUAUUUUCAGCGUCCCCAAAUUCAACAUGCCAAAUUCAGCUGCAAAAUUCAAUGCAUGAAAAUUCAGUGUUAACAUGCGGGGACCCAAGGAAUAGCAAUCGAUCCUAGAUGCUUGAUCGCGGUCAAGCAAGGAGAGCGAGCGGGUGUUACACAUUAUUCUGCGACCCACCGACACAUUUUCUGCAACAUGCACGAGUUUGAUAGCCUGGCAAGCCAGACCCAUAUCGGAAAAAUAUUGGGUCUGGUCUUCGUACGGUGGCUGUGUGGGCGGGAUAAACGGUUGUCUUUCAAGUUCCCUCUGCACACAAUAGGAUAGCGCUACAAUCAAUCGGAGCAACGAAGAAGGUAGGGGUGUGCCAAAAUAUCGAUACUACGACAUAUCGCGAUAUUUCGUCUUGCGGGACGUUAUCGAUAUGCUGACGCCAAAUAUCGAUAUUUAAACAAUAAACAUACAGCCGUUCUAAACAGAUUCUCUCACAAAAACCCGCUACAGAUUUAAUAUACAGAGUCACUACUUCAAGACCCCACAUGAGGCGCUCAUGAAUUAGAGUGAAAGCCGCAGUCAGUGAAAAACAAAGAAGAAGAGGGAGACGCAUACGGAGGAAUGGCGCAAAGCGGGGGAUUCGAAAACGGGAACAGACCAAAGCCGGUGAAAGAUGCACCGUCGACUUUCAAAUCAAAAGUCUGGGCCCACUUCGGCUUUUACCAGACUGACAGUGCAACGCUCGAUAAAGAGUUCGCAAUCUGCAAGAACUGCCUCGCUAAGGUCAAGUACACUGGCAACACAACGAACAUGCACAGCCAUCUUGUCCGUCAUCAUCCCGAGCUUGCCGCGGAGGAGAGGAAUGCUUCUGUAAGCCAGCCUACAAUCAAAACUGCAUUUAAAGCAAAGCUUCCUUCUGGGUCCCCCAGGGCUGCAAGUAUUACAAAGUCCAUUGCUUGCUUCAUUUGUAAAGAUCUCAGACCAUACAGUGUAGUUGAAAAUGAAGGUUUCCGCCGAAUGUUAAAUACACUGGAACCAAGAUAUGACAUACCCUGUAGGAAAUACUUCACUGAAAAAGCAAUUUCCGCUUUGUAUACAGAGACGAAAGCACAAGUGGAAAACGCACUUCAGUCUGCUGAGAGAGUUGCACUUACAUGCGACGCGUGGACGUCCAGGGCCACAGAAUCAUUUGUGACAUUCACUGUUCAUUUUCUUCUGGAGUGGGAACUGCGGUCCUAUGUUCUCCAGACCCGGGCGAUGUCCGAGUCGCACACUGGUGCCAACAUGGCAGAAGUCAUACGGAAGGCUACGGAAGAGUGGAAGCUCACGGGGAAAGACCCGGCGGUUGUCACUGACAACGCAUCUAAUAUGACUGUUGCUGUUGAGCUAACUGGAUACCAACACGUUCGGUGUUUUGCACACGUGCUUAACCUUGCUGCACAGCACGCACUGAAAGUGCCAGCUGUUGCUCGACUGACCGGGAGAGUCCGCAGGAUUUCAACGUUUUUUCACAGAAGCACUACAGCCGCCGAUGCACUGAAGAGAAACCAAAGGAUGCUUGCACUGCCACAUCACAAGCUGAUCACAGACGUUGCUGUACGGUGGAACAGCGCUUAUGAGAUGCUGGCCAGGUUCCUUGAGCAGCAGCCUGCCGUCUGUGCUGCCCUCUUAUCUCCUGAGGUAAGAAAGAGCACUAGUGACAUCUGCACCCUGACUGAGACCGACAUCUCAAAUGCCGAACAGGUUGUGCAAGCCCUCAAGCCAAUGCUGGUGGCAACAAAAAUCAUGUGCGAGGAGAAGAGCCCAACAAUCUCCAUAAUUGCUCCGCUCCUUGCCCAGCUUUUGAGUGACACCACUGCCACCAUUGAAGAUUCCUCUCUCGUUAGAGAGAUCAAGACCGCCAUCCUCCGAGACCUGUCCAGGCGCUAUGACUCUAUGGAGGAGAAAAAGUUCCUGCGCAUCUCGUCAGCCUUAGACCCCAGGUUUAAGUCUCUGCAGUUCCUAUUGCCACAAGACGCCCAGGACACAAACACCAAAUUAAUGGAAAUGGCUGCUGCUCUCAAGGAAGAUGAUGCAGACAUGGAUACAUUUCAAGUGAGCCCUGACGACAAGGAGGGAAGCCCUGACCCACAGACUCCAGAGACUAGCGCAGUGAGGGCACACACACCAAGGAAGAGGAAGUCUGCGCUCACUGAUCUCCUUGGUCAGACAUUCAAGAUGACCCACCAACGACUGUCGGCUUCUUCCUUGGCAGAAAGAGAGGUCAAGCAAUACCUAGAUGCUCCACCACUAGCACUGACUGAUGACCCGUUGCACUGGUGGAAGUCUCAUGCUCAAGCCUACCCACUCCUUGCCAAGCUGGCCCAAAGACAUCUCUGUGUCCCAGGGACCAGUGUACCUGCGGAACGUGUCUUCUCUACAGCAGGUGACAUAAUCAGCUCUCAAAGGAGCUGUCUCACCUCUGAACAUGCUGACCAGUUGCUCUUCCUGAAGAAGAACAUGCUGUUUUUUGCACGUUUGCACAUUACAGAUUCAGUUGAAUUUUAUUUUUGCUCUGUGUUAACUUUGUUCUUUGUGUUCAUAAAACAAUUUGAUUCUACUUGUUCAGCAGCACUGUGUCCAUUGUUUACAGAAAAGUUGAUUACUAAGCAAUGAAAUGUUUUCUGCAUUUAUUUUGUUUUCUAAUCUUCUGUUACUUUGCAUAAAAUGUUUUUGUAAUAAAUUCUGAAUUUCUUCAGUGACACAGAUAUCGUGAUGUAUCGUGGGUGAAAUUUCUUGCAAUAUAUCGAUAAUCGCUGUAUCGUGAUAUUAUCGUUAUCGUGGGUAAAAUAUCGUGAUAGUAUCGUAUCGUGGGGUACCUAGUGAUACCCAGCCCUAGAAGAAGGUGACGUAGUCAGAGCGACGAAAAUUUCCAUGGGGAAGUGUUGCGAAUGGUGGAUUGAGAGAAUGGAGACCAACGACUGUUGCUGUUUUUGCCAGAAUAACCUGAGAAUUGCGGGCGUGCUUGUACAUUCAUCGUAGGGCUGGGCGAUAUGGCCUAAAAAAAAAAUCACAAAAAAUCUGAUUUCCGAUUUAAAUCUAUUUACAUAAAAAAGCAUUAUGGUAGGCCUUGCCAUUGUAAACAGUGUAACCUGUAACGUAACAUAAAAUGUAAAAUAUAAAAUAAAAUAUUACUAAUAAUAAGAGGUAGUUCUGAUAAAGUGCCAACAUAACAUUCAAACUUUCAACAUGUGGUCAUAAAUAUACAGUGCUUUGCAAACGGUAAUUACCUUAAAAAAGGGAAUAGUAACGGGAGAAGAAUGAGAAAAACACACGCAGCUCUUUCCUUCAUUCGUCUGUAUUGAAUGAGGAAGAGGAGCGCGAUCCCCCUACUGGAGCCCCGAGGCAUUACCAACAGAUCGACGAAUUACCAACAGAUCGACAAAUUAUUAAACCACACAGAUAUAUUGCAAAUGAAUUAUGUUGACCUCAAAAUAGAUUAUGCAUGUAUGAAUAAAUUGUUGUAAACAACUUGCCACACUCGCUGCCAUGUUUGUGUAUCACUUUGGUAAAUGCGCAUUCCUUGCGGGGGGAGGGCUGAGCCCAUUCCGAACUGCGGGAGCUGAGAGGGAAGCGUUGGCGGAUGUUGAAGAGAAAACCGAAUUUUCAUUGAAAAAAGUCGACGUGAGCUACACACUCGAGUUAAUCGAUAAAAUCGGUUUAUUGCCCAGCCCUAAUUCAUCGAACAUCUUCGAAAGACAGAAAAAAAGUAGCAGAGUCCCAUACGUUUCCCCCCAGCAGAACUAUGGGAAAACAAACUUUUUCCAUAUCUGGUCGGCAAAACUCAGAAUACAUCUUUCUUUUCCAGGAAAGACUUCAGUGCCUUGUUCAUUUCUAAAAGAAAAUUAUAACUUCAAGUCUUGAAGAGUCGCGGCCAAAGCCGAGUCGAAAGACAGCUGUUCGCCAGCAGCAGCAGCCAUUAUUGUUUACCUCUAAUACGGCCGCAGCUCUGUCGUCAUUCUGCUCGAUUCCGCCCCUCACGAUCUGAUUUGCCUUUCACAUUUUCUGUUUCCAGCAGCGAAAAAUGACGACAGAAGGCUAGACCUCCCUGGCUGCAAAUUCAAUUUGCUGCCGCUAGGGGCGUCUAGAUUUCUAGGCUACGAGUUUGAAGCAGGCAGAAGGUCGUUCCAUGGGCCCAUUUAAAGAAAGGACAGCGGACUAAAACAUGGCCGCCCAUUCAUUCCUACGAAAACUUCUCAAUGGCGCUGGGCAACAUCAAGGAGAGAUUUGCUUCUGCAUCAAGGGCGCCUAGCCACCUACUAGUGCAUAACGUGCCGGAUGCAGAAAUAUUCUCGUUCAUUAGCAUUGUUAGCAUUGUAGCAUCAUACGCAAGAGGUAUGAGCGAGCACAGACACAUUGUUUACCGACCAUGGAACAUAACCCCGAUGAUACUCUGUAUGUGAUCUUUAAAUUACACUCCUCCUGCCAUCUGGACAACAAUUAUUAUGUAACAAUUAUUAUGCCGGGCCGAAACAACACUUGUUUCACUACAACUCCUUUCAGCCUCCUUCUCCUGCAAAAAAUACAUGAAUAGAAUAAAACGCUUGAGGUGGUGUUUUGAAAAGUGAAAACUUAAAUUUUAUUAGUGCAUGGUAUGAAGAUAAUUACUUUUAUUGGAGUGAACGCGGAUAUCUACUUCUGGGACUUCAUGAGCUGCGUCUCAAUUAGGCAAGUUUCAAAUGAGGCAUGCGACUUUGUUUGCCAUGCGUCAGAAUGCAUUCUGGGAUGAAAAACAUCAAAUACCUGUGAUAACUUCCGAUGCAACGAGUCACCUGGCUUUCAAAAUUUGCGGUAGUUUGAGGAAAACAACUUCUGACUGCUUUUCUGGGCAUUUGCUCUUGAAUAAUGGUGUGUUCCUGAAUUCUCAGACACCAGCCUUCCGGUCUCGGAGCAUUCAUAGCGUUCCUGUUCGUCUUUGUGAAUGUGGCAUGAAAUUGGCUAGUCGUUGUUUAUUGUUAGCUACAUUAGCCUCUUUAGCAUACCAGCCCAAAAACAAACAACACAACUUUACAUUGUAUUUCACGCACUGCAAGACCAUGCAAUGUAUAAUUGGUGUCUGGAAUAAAUUAGCAAUGUGAUUAAGGGCCCUAUUUUAACGGUCUGAAACGCAAGUGGGAAGCGCAAGUAGCUUUGUGGGCGAUUCUACGGCGCUAUCGCUAUUUUACAGGCGGAUAAAUGACACUUGCGUCGUGGCGCAAGUGUCAAAAGGGUUGGUCUGAAGCAGCCUAGUUACCCGUAGGUGUGGUUUGGGCGUAAAGUCCAACAAACCAAUGAGAGUGCCAGCUCCCAUCCCCUUUAAGAGCCAGGAGCGCAUUUGAAUCGGACGAGUUGAUAUUUUGCGUCUGCAGUCUCCGAUGAGACAGAUGCACAUGAAUUUCAAACUGCAAAUGGCUCAGUUUAUUGCCAAAUAAUAUGGCCUAAUUCACACAUGGAAUAAGGGGUUUUCUUCCACAACUUCCAAAAAUACUGAGUCCUCAAAUACAUUUCGGCAAAGAAAACGUAUAUGAUAUAACAUAUGAUAUGCGGUAACUGUGGUUCUAUUUAAUGAUAUACGCAAUACAUUAUAAACAUUGUUUCUUAUCAGUAUUGUAUGCUAUCCUAAUAUGCAUGUGUCCCCACGGUAAUAGACAUUGCCAUUGAUUGUAUUAUGCGUUACGUGUUUAGUUUGCGUGUGUUUAAACAGAGCACACACGCGCGCCCGCAUUCAUUCAUUCUUUUUAACACUCACUCGCGGUAAAUCGUUUGCAGAUGCAUUGAUUUAAAAGUACAACUUAUUACCGCUGCAUCAGCUGUUCUUUCCCAAAUAAUUUACAAAGAAUGUGCGGCUAGGUAGAUGGGAGAAGCAAAGUGUAUGCGCGAGGUGCACAAGCAAUCCGUACGCAUCGCAUGCGCAUGUAUGCAUGCGCCCAUAAAAUAGCAUCUGAACAACGCGCCACUGACUUUAAACCAGGUAUUUCCUGGUCAGUAGCGCAAUGGUAUUCAGAAACGGCAAAAUACCGUUUGCGCCAGAACACGCCUCCUCCUUCCGCCGAACCGCCCCUUGGGGCGCAUGAUCAAUCCCUAAUUUACCGGCGAGUGGCGGUGGUGGGAAAAGAACGCUCUGCGCCAGUUGUAAACUAGCAACGACACAUGCGCCAGUGACUAAGUCACUUGCGCCGGAUGCAAGAUAGGGCCCUAAGUGUGUAAGAGCAUUUAAAAUCAACAUUAAAAUUACCUACGUGGUACAAAUACAAAACAAAUUAAUCUCUUCACGGGGGCUUUUGUUGAGAGCGUCAUCACUGCUCUCGGCCUACAAGAAAUGCCGCAAGAAAGCUGGGAGAUCUUCGUCUUUCGACUCGGAAGUCUGGCGUUCGAGGAAUCAGGAACACACCAUAAGUGCGGACAUAUGACCCUCCCCUCAAAAUAUCAAAACGUUGCCCUGGUUGUUUGGAAUUACCACAUGGAAUUUCCCACGUGAGAAAUGACAUAUCUCCGAGGCGUGCCCUCUCCUAAACUGGCUGUGUCUCAAUUCAGGGGACGAUCCUUUGAAGGCUGCAUUCGAAGGCCGAUUGCGUCACUGCGACGCGUCAAGGCUUUCCUAUUUCGAAGGCACCUUCAAAUGCAGCCUUCUUUUCCCGGAUUUGAAGGAUCCACCGGCUGGAUCCUUCACAGCCCAACGUAUCCCAAGAUUCAUUGCGCGUUGGAUUGUUAUUACAUAACGGCUCCAUAUUUGUCCUCCGCCGUCCGGUUUGAUUCGCAGCUGUCAGGGUUGCUAGGUGACAGGAGCGGCGCGUCAUCAGGCAAGGUAAAGGGUGUUAACGGCUUGUUACGCAAAACUGGAAAUCAGGGCCGGCGCUCAGCAUAGGCAACCUAUGCGACCUCCUAGGUUGCCUAUGCCGCCGUACAUAGGCACGCCGUACGUUUGCAACGUAAUGAUAGGCUAUAUUUAGCAUGGAUUGAUUUGUUUUAAUAUGUAAGUAGCUGGUGUUUCAACAAGCUACUGUCGUCUACCUCUGGGACUUCAUGAGCUGCUUCUCAAUUAGGCGAGUUUCAGAUGAGGCAUGCGACUUUGUUUGCCAUGCGUCAGAAUGCAUCCUGGGACGAAAAACAUCAAAUACCUGUGAUAACUUCCGAUGCAUGGAUUGAUCUGUUUUAAUAUGUAAGUAGCUGGUGUUUCAACAAGCUACUGUCGCCAAUAACAAUAUUCAACAAUUAAAAUAUUUACCACUGGAGCAGUAUUAAAAAGCGGAAGCGCUUCCACAUAAGCAAGUCGUUCCAAACUCUGAACUAGGGCUGCAACUAACGAUUAUUUUAAUAAUCGAUUAAUCUGUUGAUUAUUUUUUCGAUGAAUCGGAUAAAAAAAAGAAACAUUUGUAAUUGCCGCAUCUUUAUUCAAAAACUGAACAUUACUUCAAAUUCACAGUGCAGACUGAAGUGUAAAAACACCAGGUUAUUGCGCCAACAUCUCGGAACUAUUAAAAGUAAUAUUAAAUAAUUAAACAAUUAAAAAAACAUAACUGGGAUAACACAAAAAAAAACAUACAAUGUAUGAUAUACUUUUAUAUGUAUAUAAGGGAUUUCCAUGGUUAACCGGUCAAACCUAUUGAUACCAUUUUCGAGACUCCUUGAAAUAGAACUUGUAAUAUUGCUUUAAUUGCUGAUAAGAUUCAAGAUUCAAGAUUCAAGAUGCUUUAUUUAUCCCGGGGGAAAUUAUUGUGCAACAGUUACAAUACAAAGGUGGAAAAGUAAUACAGGGUUAGAGUCAAAAUAGAUAAAAUAGAUGGAAGUAAAAUAAGUACAAACUAAAUAAGUGAAAAGGAGCGAUUAGAUAAAAGUGGUAUUAGUGGUAAAAGUGGUAAAGUGAUAAAUAAAUAUUAUAGAAGCAAUUGUUGGCAGCAUAAAUUAACUAAAGUGAUUAAAUAAAUAAAUUGGGUAAAAAUAAUUAAAUAAAUAAAUAAAGUGACAUUGGUCUCAGGGCAUAGUGUCUCCACGGGCCCUUCUGCAGCCGGAGGUAGUUGCAUUAAACAGUCUGAUGGCCACAGGAAGAAAAUACUUCCUCUGGCGUUCUGUGUUACACCGGGGGAGGAUGAGUCUGUUGCUGAAGGUGCUUCUGCUCGAGGUCAGCACCUGGUGGAGAGGGUGAGCAUUGUUGACCAGGAUAUUGUGCAGUAUACACAGCAUCCUCCUCUCAGACACCACCACCAAAGAGUCCAGCUGGACCCCCAGGAUGGAGCCAGCCUUCCUGAUGAUCCUACUGAUCUUCCUGGCAUCUGCUGCCCUCAGCCUGCUGCCCCAGCACACAACUGCAAAAAAAUGGCACUGGCUAUCAUCGACUGGUAGAACAUCCUCAGCAUGAUGUUACAUACUUUGAAGGACCGGAGCUUCCUCAAGAAAUAGAGUCGACUCUGGCCCUUCUUGUAAACAGCCUCGGUGUUCUUGGCCCAGUCCAGUUUGUUAUCCAGGUAUACUCCAAGGUAUUUGUAAUCCUGGACAACAUCCACAGUCACACCGUUGAUGGAGAUGGGUGUAGGGGCAGAUUUCCUCCUGCGGAAAUCCACCACCAGCUCCUUAGUCUUGGUGGGGUUGAUAAGCAGAUGGUUAGUUGCACACCACUCGAUAAAGGAGUCCACAACGCUCUUGUACUCCUCCUCCUUCCCCUCACUAACACAGCCAACAAUUGCAGAGUCAUCCGCAAACUUCUGCAGGUGGCAGGACUCAGAGAGGAACUGAAAGUCUGAGGUGUACAGGGAGAACAGAAAGGGGGAAAGAACAGUUCCCUGAGGAGCCCCAGUGCUGCUGAACACAGUAUCAGACACACCGUCCUGCAGUCUGACAUACUGCGGUCGACCUGUCAAAUAGUCUGUAAUCCAGGAAACCAGGGGAGGGUCCACCUGCAUCGCCGUCAGCUUACUCCCCAGCAGAGCAGGCCGGAUGGUGUUGAACGCACUGGAGAAGUCCAAGAACAGGAUUCUCACAGUGCUUCCCGGACUGUCCAGGUGGGCGCAGGCACGGUGGAGCAGGAAGAUGAUGGCGUCCUCCACACCUAGUCUCGGCUGGUAAGCAAACUGAAGAGGGUCCAAUGAUGAGCUGGCCAAGGGCCGAAGAAGUGACAGGACCAGCCUCUCCAGUGACUUCAUCAGGUGAGACGUCAGUGCCACCGGUCUGUAGUCGUUGAGGAUGCUGGGACGCGCCUUCUUCGGUACAGGUACCAGGCAGGAUGUCUUCCACAGUACAGGGACCCUCUCCAGACUCAGGCUCAGGUUGAAGAUGUGCUGCAGAACUCCACUCAGCUGGGUUGCACAUGUUUUGAGGACCCUUGGGCUGACACCGUCGGGUCCUGCUGCCUUGCCAGGGCGGAGUCUGCACAGCUCCUUCCUCACCUGCUCUGCAGUGAAGGUCUGUCUGCCGUGUGUGUUGA